Molecule: messenger RNA, 1119 nt
Organism: Arachis stenosperma
Lineage: Eukaryota; Viridiplantae; Streptophyta; Magnoliopsida; Fabales; Fabaceae
Exons: 1
Coding region: 1-1119 (372 amino acids)
Molecular function (GO): RNA-DNA hybrid ribonuclease activity; nucleic acid binding
Source: RefSeq, a predicted model, not a curated record
AUGAAAAAAGGAACCCCCUUCAAAUGGGAGACAGAAUGCGAAGAAGCUUUCCAACACUUCAAAAGGGUUCUAGCGGAACCCCCAAUCCUCGCAAAACCUCAAACAGGGGAAACACUAUACCUGUACCUCGCCAUAACGGAAGAAACAAUCGCCGCGGCACUCGUCCGGGAAAACGAGAAAAAAGAACAAAAACCCAUAUACUUCAUAAGCAAGGUCCUACAGGAUACGGAAGCCCGUUAUUCACGCCUAGAAAAGCUAGCUUUCGCACUCCUCUCGGCUUCCCGACGACUACGACAAUACUUCCAAGCUCACCCCAUAACGGUCCGAACCGACCAAGCGGUCAAACAGGUAUUACAAAAACCCGACCUAGCAGGAAGAAUGCUAGCAUGGUCCAUCGAAUUAUCCCAAUUCCAGGUCAGGUUUGAACCCCGAAACGCCAUCAAAGCGCAGGCCUUGACCGAUUUCAUCGCCGAGAUGACACCGAUUAAACUCACACCCGAACCAUGGAAACUGCACGUCGACGGCUCAUCAAACUCCACUCACGGAGGUGCCGGGAUUAUACUCGAAAACCAAAACGGGAUCAUAAUCGAACAAUCAAUACGAUACGACUUUCCGGUAUCAAAUAACCAAGCAGAAUACGAAGCCCUCUUAGCAGGCCUAACCCUAGCCCGAGAAGUCGACGCAAAGGUACUCGAAGUAAAUACCGAUUCCCAGGUGGUCUGCUCCCAAAUAAACGGAAGCUACCAAACCCGGGAUCCCUUACUCCAACAAUACCUCAACAAGGUAAGUGAAUUGAAGGAAGGAUUCGAAAACAUUACCAUACGACACGUCCCCAGGGAACGAAACGCCAGGGCGGACUUACUCUCCAAACUAGCCAGCACAAAAUCGGGACACCGUAACAGAUCGCUGAUCGAGGAGGUCGUUAGGUCGCCUUCCGUAUCGGCAACAAUCAGCGCACACCUAACAUCCUCAAAACGGGAGUCCUGGACAUACCCUAUCCUGCAGUACCUCCUUAACGGAACCCUACCACCAGACCCAAAAGAGGAAAGGCGAAUAAAAAGAGAAGCCGCCAACUACACCAUCAUAGCAGGACAACUAUACAAACGCGGAUUCUCGUAG